CAUCGGUCCCUGACACAGUACAAGAUGGUGAUGUUCAUUCACUUGGUGUUGGACAUUCUUCAGGAGCUGAAGCAGCUCAGCCUGCUGUUUCAGAGAGAUGGACUGACCUUGCAGAUGGUCUCUGAUGGACUACAAACGACAACAUUGUCACUUGUAGCCAUGCAGACAGACCCAGGCCCAAGGCUCCAGAAGGUACUGGAUGAGGUUGGACCUGGAAAGACCUGGCAGAAUGUCCAGCUCAACAGGAGGGAAACAGACAAUUCCACCUUCAACUCACUAAAGCUCAGCCUCAUUAACGACCUGUGUAGGUUUCUGUCAGCACGCUUUGGGAAUCUGGAGACAGGGAUUCUGAAGGCAACCUCCACCCUCUUUGAUCUGUCUAACUGGCCAGAAGACGCAGCUGAACUGGCGACAUUUGGCAAUGCUGAGCUCAUUGAAUUAAUGGAGCAUUUCCAAUCCAUCCUUGCAGAAUGCGGGGACUUUACUUCUGGAGAGGCAGCUAAGAGAGAGUGGCUUGACCUGAAAGUCCUCGUACAGCGUCACUACAGGCACAUUGAACCCCAGGUGCUGUGGCAGAGGCUACUUACAGGUGCUAUUGGAAGGGAAGACCAGUUUAAGCAAAUGAAGGUCAUAGUGGAGAUCACACAAGUGCUCCCCAUGAGUUCAUCUUGCUGCGAGCGUGGAUUCUCCAGCAUGAAGAGAAUUAAGUCAGACUGGAGGUCUUGCUUGUCUAACGAGAUGCUUAGCUUCCUCCUGCACAUCUCAGUUCAUGGCCCUCCUGCACAGCAAUUCAAUGCAGAGAAAGCGGUCACCAAGUGGUGGAGUAGUGGCUGCAGGACCAGAAGGCCCCAGUUCCAAGACUAAUUAAUAUGUCAAGGUCUCCUGACUGUGUUACAGUCAUCCUGGUUAC
This is a messenger RNA of Trematomus bernacchii (emerald rockcod), 910 nucleotides long. RefSeq names its product zinc finger protein 862-like. Bases 25 to 864 code for a protein of 279 amino acids. The record is from RefSeq and is a predicted model, not a curated record. NCBI's taxonomy places the organism in Eukaryota, Metazoa, Chordata, Actinopteri, Perciformes, Nototheniidae. The transcript is spliced from 2 exons.